AUGCUGAAAGAACGUCCCGUCCCGCUGCAGCUCGGCAACGCCGGCGCCCCCAGAGCCAAGGUCGACACCUCUUACACAUGGCUGGCCAUGUAUUUCUUCCUCAACCUCUCCCUCACCAUCUACAACAAGGCCAUCCUCUCGACCUUCCACUUCUCCUUCCCCUGGACCCUCACAGGAAUCCACACCUUGUGCUCCGGGCUCGGCGCCCUGACCAUGGCUCGUCUUGGAUAUUUCACCCCCGCCACUCUUGGAGAACGGGAGAAUAUGGUCAUGCUCAUGUUCUCGUUUCUUUACACUCUUAAUAUCGCCAUUAGUAACGUCUCUCUGAAUGAGGUAUCAGUGGCGUUCCACCAGGUAGUGCGAGCAAUGACGCCCGUCUUCACGAUUGCCAUCUCGGUCGCAUUCCUGGCCAAGCGAUACAGUGGCAAGACCUACCUCUCCCUCCUCCCUCUUCUCAUGGGAGUCUACAUGGCGACCGUUGGCGAUUACUCCUACACCGCCAUGGGAUUCUUCUUGACCGUCCUUGGAACUGUCCUUGCGGCUACCAAGACUGUGGUAACGAACCGGAUUCAGGUCGGACGCCUUCAGCUUCACCCUCUGGAUCUUCUUCUUCGCAUGUCACCCCUGGCGUUUGUGCAGACGGUGAUCUUUUCAUGGAUGAAGGGCGAGUUGGACGAUGUGGUCUCGUUCUGUCAAACGGAUAUGUCGUGGAAGUUGGUCUUUGCCCUCUUGGUCAAUGGUAUCAUUGCCUUUUUCCUAAACUAUGUCUCCUUUACUGCCAAUAAGAAGACCAGCGCCCUCACUAUGACCGUCGCAGCCAACGUGAAGCAGGUGCUGUCGAUUGUCGUCGCCGUAACGGUAUUCAACACUACGAUCGGGUUCCUCAAUGGAAUCGGAAUCAUGAUCACCCUCUUUGGCGGUGCAUGUUACAGUUAUGUAGAGUGGAGUGAAAAGAACCAAAGAGCUAGGCCCAUGACCCCGGCCUUCCCCCCGCCUUCGCCCCCCGGUGCCCCCACGCUGUCUGAAAAGGAAGAGCUCCUUAGUGUCCGUGUCGUGAAUUAG
Messenger RNA from Linnemannia hyalina, 1062 nucleotides. NCBI's taxonomy places the organism in Eukaryota, Fungi, Mortierellomycota, Mortierellomycetes, Mortierellales, Mortierellaceae. The record is from the annotation of a GenBank genome assembly.